CUCCGGUUGCAUAGGCUACCGCGGCUCCACGCGCCUUCUCCUGGGCUACUUAUCGGAGUGCAGCUCAGCUAAGUUGGGAGUAUCCCUGUGCUACGGGAACUCUGUCGCCGCUCUCCUCUGGACCGGGCUGGGCGUUGCUAUCUUGUCUAAGCCCCGUGCACGUGGCCGCUCUCGGGAAUGCGGCGCGCUGAUGGACUGGGCGGGAUUUAGAGCCGGGUCACGGGGAAGGGACUUACGGGGUAUUCAGCUCCAGUGUUCUGUCUUCUAGUUUUUCUUUUGAGGGUAGUGUUUUUCACUAAAGUUAUUUCUUGUUAGUGUGUUUUUUUCUGUAAUUAAAACAGCAACAACAAACCAGUUGCCAAGUCUGUCAUGCCUACUCAUGGCGACCCCAUGUGUAUCCGAGUAGAACGGUGCUCCUUAGGAUUUUCAAUGGGUGGUAUUUCGGAAGUAGAUUUUUCCAGACUUUUUUUUAUUUUCCUUCAGACUUCUGGGUGGAUUCGAACUGCCAGCCUUUCAUUAGAAGCUGAGCAGGCUAACCGUUUGCACCAACCAGGGACUUCUAUGAAUAAUAGUCCGAUAUUCGACCCUAGUGGUCCUAUUUAGCCACUGUCCUUUAAAAAGUUAUUGUCAUUGCAACUGUGACUUCGACUUCUUUGAUCAAGUCAAACUCAUAAGGUAUGUUGAAAGCUAGACUUGACAAUAUGAAUUUUACUUGUACAGGUUUCUUGAUUAUGACAUAUUCAAGUUACAUGGAACUGCACUUACCAACAAUCUUUUUUUUGUUUAUCAUUAGUAACAUGUACUACGUACAGUGUUGCAGCGUACAAUUUGCUGAUCCCAUCAUAUCUGGCAAGUGGAAAAAUAAGGAACGGAUUCUCAUCUUUUCUUCCAGAGGAAUAAAUUUCAGAACAAGACACUUAAUGCAAGAUUUAAGAAUGUUGAUGCCUCAUUCUAAAGCAGAUACUAAAAUGGAUCGUAAAGAUAAGUUGUUCGUGAUUAAUGAGGUCUGUGAAAUGAAAAACUGCAAUAAAUGUAUAUAUUUUGAGGCCAAGAAAAAACAGGAUCUCUAUAUGUGGCUUUCAAAUUCACCUCAUGGGCCAUCUGCUAAAUUCCUUGUUCAAAAUAUUCAUACCUUAGCUGAACUAAAGAUGACUGGAAACUGUUUGAAAGGUUCUCGACCCCUUUUGUCUUUUGACCCUGCUUUUGAUGAAUUACCACAUUAUGCUUUGUUAAAAGAACUCUUAAUUCAGAUCUUUUGUACGCCACGGUAUCAUCCCAAAAGCCAGCCAUUUGUGGACCAUGUGUUUACUUUCACCAUUUUGGAUAAUAGGAUAUGGUUUCGGAACUUUCAGAUUAUAGAGGAAGAUGCUGCUCUUGUAGAAAUAGGACCUCGUUUUGUCUUAAAUCUCAUAAAGAUUUUCCAGGGAAGUUUUGGAGGACCAACUUUAUAUGAAAAUCCUCACUACCAGUCACCAAACAUGCAUCGCCGUAUCAUGAGAUCUAUCACAGCUGUGAAAUACAAAGAGAAACAGCAAGUGAAAGAGGUGCAGAAACUGAGAAAGAAAGAACCAAAGACUAUCCUUCCACAUGAUCCCACUGCAGAUGUUUUUGUUAUACCAGCUGAGGAAAAACCGAUAGAAAUAGAGUGGGUAAAACCAGAGCCAAAAGUUGACUUGAAAGCAAGAAAGAAAAGGAUAUACAAACGGCAAAGAAAAAUGAAACAGAAGAUGAACAGUGGGAGUGCAAAAUGAAUCAAGGGAUAAGUAAUUUGUUUUUCAGUUAUUUUGUAUUUAAUAUCUAUCCAAUUUGUAAAUACUUUUAUUAUCCAGGACUGUCUAACUGGUGUGGCAUUUAAAAGAAAGGAAGAAAAAUUAAAUGCCAAGGAUUUUUUAUGGAUUCACUGAUGUCUCUGUGUUUCUACAUAAAACAUCAGAACUCAUUUAUUUCUAUUUUUCUUUUCAAAGCUCAUCUGGUAUUAAAAAUUUAGCACAUUUCAAGUUUAGGCCUACUCUCUUGGAAUAAAGUUGUGGUUGAACAAAGCUUCUGAAA
Molecule: messenger RNA, 2049 nt
Organism: Loxodonta africana (African savanna elephant)
Lineage: Eukaryota; Metazoa; Chordata; Mammalia; Proboscidea; Elephantidae
Gene: BRIX1
Product: biogenesis of ribosomes BRX1
Exons: 10
Coding region: 678-1751 (357 amino acids)
Biological process (GO): rRNA processing; ribosomal large subunit assembly
Cellular component (GO): nucleolus
Molecular function (GO): rRNA binding
Source: RefSeq, a predicted model, not a curated record